AUGCGGAUGAUGCGGGAGCGCCGGGAGCUUCUGGACAACCCCAAUGAAGGUGAGGACGGCGGCCAUCCGUGCGUGAAUUGUCUUGAGGUUAUUGUGAAGGCCCCCGAGGGAAGCGUCCGAUCGUUAGUCCUCAAGUGCCCCUCGUCUGAUGGGGAAAGACUCACGUCGCUGCCAUGCGGUAUCUGUGAGGCCCCGUGUUGUCGGCUGCACCCAGGGUUAAGUACGCCCGAAGUCGAUGUUAUGAUGAACCACGUCUUCGCUAGAAAACGGGAGCACAGGGGCUACAGCGAAAAGGAACGGAAAGACCUGAUUAAGAAGGUAUUGGAGCGACAUCGGUUCUUGGUGGCGGCGGAUAUCCAUGCGCAGCACCAGGAGCGAGAACAGGCUGCAAUGGCGAAUCUGCGUAGCAAGUUCCGCUUCGAUUAG
This is a messenger RNA of Penicillium verhagenii, 426 nucleotides long. RefSeq lists its product as uncharacterized. The transcript has a single exon. Lineage: Eukaryota; Fungi; Ascomycota; Eurotiomycetes; Eurotiales; Aspergillaceae. Bases 1 to 426 code for a protein of 141 amino acids. The record is from RefSeq and is a predicted model, not a curated record.